UGCGCGCUCACGGGGACUGCGCCUCCCAGAAGCCUUCGCGUGUCGUCCUCCUCGCCCUCCAGGCCGCUUCUCCUGCCGGAGUCCGGUGUUCUCCGCCGCCGUUGUUCGUCCACCGCCGCUACCAUGCUGCCCGCCGCACUGCUCCGCCGUCCGGGCCUGGGUCGCUUGGUGCGCCAGGCGCGCGCCUACGCCGAAGCUGCCGCUGCCCCGGCUCCCGCUGCCGGCCCGAGCCAGAUGUCCUUCACCUUCGCCUCUCCCACACAGGUGUUUUUCAAUGGUGCCAAUGUGCGGCAGGUGGACGUUCCCACGCUGACCGGAGCUUUUGGCAUCCUGGCGUCCCACGUGCCCACCCUGCAGGUCCUGCGGCCUGGACUUGUUGUGGUCUACGCCGAAGAUGGCACCACCACGAAGUACUUCGUGAGCAGCGGGUCAGUCACAGUGAAUGCUGACUCCUCCGUGCAGCUGCUGGCUGAAGAGGCUGUGACACUGGACAUGUUGGACCUGGGGAUGGCCAGGGCGAACCUGGAGAAGGCACAGUCGGAACUGUCGGGGGUUUCGGAUGAGGCUGCACGUGCAGAAAUCCAAAUCCGAAUCGAGGCUAACGAGGCCUUGGUGAAGGCCCUUGAGUAGGUGGUGCGUGCUCCUCUUCACCCUGGAAACCAAGGCCAGGCCAAGGACCCCCGGGGCAGGUGGAGCCAGUGCCCUGGCUGGCCUCUUGGGGCAUGGUCUGCAGAUCUUGGAAUCGAGCUUGCUUCGAUGGCCACCAGGGUGCAGUACAGACUGACUCAUGCCCAGUGUUCAGGCCUGGCCAUGGGGCCUGACACCUUGCAAGGUGUCCUGAUGGCCACUCACCACCACCCCGCCCACACACCCUGCCUUGGAGACCUGCCUGCUCCAGCCUCUGACCCCAUUAAAGAUGGGGAUUCCUA
Cavia porcellus (domestic guinea pig) is the source of this 929-nucleotide messenger RNA. RefSeq names its product ATP synthase F1 subunit delta (gene Atp5f1d). The record is from RefSeq and is a predicted model, not a curated record. The coding region runs from base 124 to 630 and encodes 168 amino acids. Gene Ontology annotation, molecular function: proton-transporting ATP synthase activity, rotational mechanism. Gene Ontology annotation, biological process: proton motive force-driven ATP synthesis. Lineage: Eukaryota; Metazoa; Chordata; Mammalia; Rodentia; Caviidae. The transcript has 4 exons.